Messenger RNA from Penicillium antarcticum, 252 nucleotides. RefSeq names its product Srpk. Bases 1 to 252 code for a protein of 83 amino acids. Gene Ontology annotation, biological process: regulation of mRNA processing; spliceosomal complex assembly. The record is from RefSeq and is a predicted model, not a curated record. Lineage: Eukaryota; Fungi; Ascomycota; Eurotiomycetes; Eurotiales; Aspergillaceae. The transcript has 2 exons.
AUGGAGACUAACGAAGAUUUUGACACACGUCUCGUCUACGAGCCUCUUGAGGGAGUCGAGAGAUUUGAGAACUAUCGACCAGGGGGCUAUCACCCCAUUCAAAUCGGGGAUCACUUUCACGGUCGAUAUCGAGUUGUUCAUGAGCUAGGACAUGGGUCAUAUUCAACUGCGUGGCUGGCCCGUGAUGAACAAUUCAAUAAUCCACAUUAUAUGGAACAUACUCAUACACAGCGCCUACUGAAACUUCACUAA